Lathyrus sativus (Indian pea) is the source of this 1782-nucleotide messenger RNA. The record is from the annotation of a GenBank genome assembly. Lineage: Eukaryota; Viridiplantae; Streptophyta; Magnoliopsida; Fabales; Fabaceae.
AUGAGUACUCUUCCACAAACUCAGGGGCAAACCAUUCAAGAUGCCUGGGAUUCCAAAGGUCAUCCUGCAGAUAGGUCCAAAACUGGUGGUUGGACAUCAUCUGCAAUGAUCUUAGGUUCAGAAGCAUGUGAGAGGUUAACAACAAUGGGUAUAGCUGUAAAUUUGGUGACAUAUUUGACUGGUACCAUGCACUUAGGAAAUGCUUCCUCUGCCAAUACAGUGACCAAUUUCAUGGGAACCUCUUUUAUGCUCUGUUUGUUAGGUGGUUUUGUAGCAGACACUUUUAUCGGAAGAUACCUCACCAUAGCCAUCUUUGCAACUGUUGAAGCAAUUGGUGUUACAAUCUUGACAAUAUCAACCAUAAUUCCAAGCCUCCGUCCACCAAAAUGCACACAAAACAUGCGCAAUUCUUGCGAACCAGCAAACAACCUACAACUAACAGUUCUAUACACAGCUCUCUACGUGACAGCGCUUGGAAUCGGCGGUUUGAAAUCAAGUGUUUCCGGCUUCGGUUCAGACCAGUUCGACGAUUCAAACGAAGGAGAGAAAAAACAAAUGGUGAAAUUUUUUAACUGGUUCUUCUUUUUCAUAAGCAUAGGUUCGUUAACAGCGGUGACAGUUCUUGUUUACAUUCAAGAUCAUGUGGGGAGAGAUUGGGGAUAUGGUUUAUGUGCGUGUGCUAUUGUUGUGGCGCUCCUUGUGUUCUUGUCGGGGACAAAGAGGUAUCGGUUUAAGAAACUUGUGGGGAGUCCUUUGACACAGAUUGCGGUGGUUUUUGUGGCGGCGUGGAGGAAGAGGAGGUUGGAGUUGCCGUAUGAUUCGUCGUUGUUGUAUAAUUUGGAUGAUGUUGAAGAUCAUGAUUUGAGGAAGAAGAAACAAAUGUUGCCUCAUAGCAAGCAAUUUCGAUUCUUGGACAAGGCAGCAAUCAAGGAGCCAAAAACAGAUGGUAAUGAUAUCAACAUGGUAAGAAAAUGGAAUCUAUCAACGUUAACAGAUGUUGAAGAAGUAAAACUAGUAUUAAGAAUGUUACCAAUAUGGGCCACAACAAUAAUGUUUUGGACAGUAUACGCACAAAUGACCACAUUCUCAGUGUCACAAGCAACAACAUUAAACCGUCACAUAGGAAAAUCAUUUCAAAUCCCGCCAGCUUCUUUAACCGCUUUCUUCAUAGGUAGCAUCCUCUUAACAAUCCCGAUUUACGACCGCGUCAUCGUUCCCAUAACACGAAAAAUCUUCAACAACCCUCAUGGACUAACGCCUUUACAACGCAUUGGCGUUGGCUUAGUCUUCUCAAUUUGCGCGAUGGUUGCAGCAGCACUCACGGAAUCGAAACGAAUGAGGAUAGCACGUUUGCAUAACUUGACACACGAUCCUCAUUCGGAGAUUCCCAUGAGUGUGUUUUGGUUGGUACCGCAGUUCUUCUUUGUAGGGUCAGGUGAAGCUUUUACUUAUAUAGGACAACUGGAUUUUUUCUUAAGGGAAUGUCCUAAAGGGAUGAAGACUAUGAGCACAGGAUUGUUUUUGAGUACUUUGUCUUUGGGAUUUUUCUUUAGUUCUUUGUUGGUUACUUUGGUGCAUAAAGUGACUGGUCACCAUAAGCCGUGGCUUGCGGAUAAUCUUAAUCAGGGGAAGCUUUAUGAUUUUUACUGGCUUUUGGCUUUGUUGAGUGGUUUAAAUUUGGUUAUAUAUUUGCUUUGUGCUAAUUGGUAUGUUUAUAAGGAUAAAAGACUUGCUGAAGAAGGCAUAGAAUUAGAGGAAGCAGAUACAGCUUACCAUGCAUAG